Messenger RNA from Ziziphus jujuba (common jujube), 2124 nucleotides. RefSeq names its product probable CoA ligase CCL5. The record is from RefSeq and is a predicted model, not a curated record. Bases 200 to 1846 code for a protein of 548 amino acids. The transcript is spliced from 5 exons. Gene Ontology annotation, molecular function: CoA-ligase activity. Gene Ontology annotation, cellular component: peroxisome. Lineage: Eukaryota; Viridiplantae; Streptophyta; Magnoliopsida; Rosales; Rhamnaceae.
UGAAGAUUGACCAAUCCACGUCGACUAGCGUACCGCGACUCUGGCAACAUUCUUCACUUUGAGUCAAAGGUCAACAAUUAACACACUGACACGCUAAACACGAGGAACACGAGAAACCAAAUAAUUAAAAAGAGGCAGUUAAGAAGCAGAAGCAGCGGAUCAGGAAGGGGAAGCGGAGCAUCACUUUCAUCCUCAUCUCAUGGCUCAGAAAACAGUUGACAAAACAAGUGGUUUCUGCAAAUCGAAUUCAAUUUUCUACAGCAAACGAAAGCCCAUUCCACUUCCACAGAACCAUUCAGUGGAUGUGACCACCUUCAUAUCAUCGCGGGCCCACACUGGCAAAAUCGCCUUCAUCGACGCCUCCACCGGCCGCCACCUCACCUUCCCGGAGCUAUGGCGAGCCGUCCACUCCGUCGCCUCGUAUCUCUCCGACAUGGGCAUCCGAAAAGGCCACGUCAUCAUGCUGUUGUCCCCAAACUCAAUCUUCUUCCCGGUUGUGUGCCUCGCUGUGAUGUCCCUCGGCGCCAUCAUCACCACCACCAAUCCCCUCAACACCACUCGCGAAAUUGCCAAGCAAAUAGCCGAUUCCAAACCUGUCCUCGCCUUCACCACAAGGCAGCUUGUCCCCAAACUCGCCGGUUCCACUCUCCCCAUCGUCCUCAUCGAUGAUGAUCUGCACAACAAUGCCCAGAAAGAUGCAAAAGUGGUGUCGUCGUUGGAUGAGAUGAUGAGGAAGGAGCCGAGGGGAAGCCAAGUGAGGGACCGAGUAAACCAGGACGACACGGCUACUCUACUUUAUUCCUCCGGCACGACCGGUGCGAGUAAAGGCGUGGUGUCUUCGCACAGAAAUCUCAUAGCGAUGGUCCAGACGGUGCUUAGCCGAUUCGGAUUAGAAGAAGGGGAGCAAAGGUUUAUCUGCACAGUUCCUAUGUUCCACAUCUACGGCCUAGCGGCCUUCGCGACUGGGCUUCUUGCGUCGGGAUCAACGGUGGUGGUGUUGUCGAAGUUCGAGAUCCACGACAUGCUAUCGGCAAUCAGGAAGUAUGGGGCAACCUACCUGCCACUGGUGCCACCAAUAUUGGUGGCGAUGGUCAACGGUGCGGAUGAGAUCAAAGCCAAGUAUGACCUAAGCUCGUUGCGCUCGGUUUUGUCAGGUGGGGCUCCGCUGAGCAAGGAGGUCAUCGAGGGGUUUUUAGACAAGUAUCCGAGGGUACAGAUCCUGCAAGGCUACGGGCUGACGGAAUCGACGGGUGUGGGAGCGUCGACAGAUUCGCUGGAGGAGAGUCGAAAGUAUGGAACGGCGGGGCUGUUGUCGCCGAGCAUCGAGGCCAAGGUUGUGGACCCUGAUAGUGGUGAGGCUUUGGCGGUGAAUCGGACGGGUGAGCUUUGGUUGAGGGGUCCCACCAUCAUGAAAGGUUAUUUUAGUAACGCAGAAGCGACUUCAUCUACCCUUGAUUCAGAGGGAUGGUUAAAAACUGGAGACCUCUGCUAUAUUGACGAGGAUGGAUUCAUUUUCGUGGUUGAUAGGUUGAAGGAGCUGAUCAAAUAUAAGGGCUAUCAGGUACCCCCAGCGGAACUAGAAGCUUUAUUACUUUCUCAUCCUGAAAUUUCUGAUGCUGCUGUCAUACCAUUUCCAGAUAGGGAGGUUGGGCAGUACCCCUAUGCAUAUGUGGUAAGGAAAGCUGGAAGUAAUUUAUCGGCGACUGCAGUCAUGGACUUCGUGGCAGGACUGGUGGCCCCGUACAAAAGAAUUCGGAGAGUGACAUUUAUAGCUUCCAUACCCAAGAAUCCAUCAGGCAAGAUUCUGAGGAAGGAUCUUAUAAAGCUUGCAACCUCUAAACUUUGAGUAACCAACAGGCUUUCACCGGCAAGGAUGUUGGGGGCAAAUGUCAUUGUUGGUUCGUCAGUUUCGAAUGUUUAUAUUUAUGUGCUGCAAUAUGCAGAUUUCCUGGCUCCUUUGUUUGCUUUGACAUUAAGAAUGACUCUUUCAUUAUUAACAUCGUUAAGAAGUUGUACUAUAUUUUUACUUGGUUUCUUUUAGCUAGUUCCCAUAUCUUUCCGGGGACUUUAUUAUAACUUAUUGAGGAGGUUAAUAUAGUGUUCAUUAAGGAACAGUUGCUCUCA